AUGGCCACUAUUAAUAAAAGUCAGUUUAAGGUACAAGUUAAUUCGUGGAAUCUGGGCAAUCAAAUAAUAAAAAAUGUGGCAAAAUCAGCGCGUAACCAUUUGCAGGAAAGUAUUUACCAAAAAUCCAUUGAAGCGAAUUGUGAUGACUUACUGACAAUAUACAGCAAUGCGAAAAGCACCUAUGAUCUUAAAACUAGAUUUAAAAAGGUGUCUGAUGUCUUGUCGAUUUUAAAAAUUUGCGAAGAACAUGUUAAUAAAAGUAUUUCUGAGCUAAAUGGAAUUAAAGUAACAAUGGAAAAAGAUAUCCAACAAUUACAUGAAUACGAAAAUUUCAAUAUUCAAAGCUUAACUCUCAGAGAUCGACGUGCCGGCAUAGAUUAUGUGGAAGAUAAGCCUGAUUUUGAAUUGAGAAAAGAAAAAGAAAUCUUGCAAAAAAAUAUUAAGCUUAUGCAAGCUCAAAUAGAUAAAGUCUUCGAGAAGAUACUUCGAUUACAAGAGGUUCGUCACAAGUUGUUGAAAGAUAUUGAGGAUAAACACGUGGCGAAGGACAUCGACUUAAGACAGUACCAUUUAACUCCCGCUGAAGCUAGUUUAAAAGUCAAUCCCACAGAAACACCGCGCAACAUCGUAAGUAUAAGGGAAUGGGAAAGAUUUUCUCUGCAAAACAUAUACCUAAGUAACAAAGUGACACAUGAGUCUCCAUUUCUAUAUAAUGAAAGUAAUCAGUUGGCUGCGAAUGUUGGCAUCGAGGUGAAGGAACAGUAUAAAGCUGUUAAUGCUGCUUUACGAGAAAGGAUUCAUGAGAUAUUUCAAGUUAUAAAUCAGCUCAACUGGGAGAAGAAACAAACUGAAUACAACAUAGAAAUAACAAUUCGUGAAAUCGACAGGCUAGAAGAUUUGUUGGCUGGUGAAUUGCCAAGGAGAAAAAUAGCUGAAACACGAUUGGAAAAUCGUAAAAUUCGACCAGGAAUGGAGUUAUGUGACGACAUACCCCAUAGGCAAUUAAUCAGUGAAGUUGUACUUCAUGAAUCUACUCUCAAAUCACUGAAAGAUCAGAUGGGAUUCUAUCGAGGUCAACUAAGUAACCUCAACCGCGCACUCCAUCGUAUAGAGAAGGACCUUCUUUUGAAAACGAGUACUCACGAACUAGACCGUGAAUGCCUGAAGAUGCGCGAAAUGCUACCGGCAAUGGAAUGGACAAGGGUAGAAAUGGUGGAACCAAAUGGCUCACAGAAUUAA
Rodentolepis nana is the source of this 1239-nucleotide messenger RNA. NCBI's taxonomy places the organism in Eukaryota, Metazoa, Platyhelminthes, Cestoda, Cyclophyllidea, Hymenolepididae. The record is from the annotation of a GenBank genome assembly.